Messenger RNA from Lathyrus sativus (Indian pea), 813 nucleotides. NCBI's taxonomy places the organism in Eukaryota, Viridiplantae, Streptophyta, Magnoliopsida, Fabales, Fabaceae. The record is from the annotation of a GenBank genome assembly.
AUGGCUCAAACUAUGUUGCUCAUGUCUAGUGUCUCCAGUUCUUAUUCUGUUCCUUUGAACAAAGACCCUUUGCUUCAAUUACAGAUUCAAAGAUUGAAGCCUAGGUUUUCUGAUGCCUCUUUUAACCCACUUUCUUCUAACUCUAAGUCUUUUUCUUCUCGCACUUUCACAACUCUGGCUCUAUUCAAAUCAAAGACCAAAGCCCCUGCUAAGGUUGUGCCAAAACAAAAACCAAAGGUUGAAGAUGGCGUCUUCGGAACUUCUGGAGGAUUUGGUUUCACUAAACAGAAUGAACUCUUUGUUGGUCGUGUUGCUAUGAUCGGUUUUGCUGCAUCAAUUUUGGGUGAAGGAGUAACAGGAAAAGGAAUUCUAUCACAAUUGAAUCUUGAAACUGGUAUUCCAAUUUAUGAAGCUGAGCCUCUUCUCCUAUUCUUCAUCAUUUUCACACUUCUAGGAGCCAUUGGAGCUCUAGGUGACCGUGGUAAAUUCGUCGAUGAUGAACCUACAACCGGAGGCGUUAUUCCUCCCGGAAGAGGCUUCAGACAAGCUCUCGGUCUCAGCGAAGGAGGUCCUUUAUUUGGAUUCACCAAAUCCAAUGAACUGUUUGUUGGAAGAUUGGCUCAAUUGGGAUUUGCAUUCUCUUUGAUUGGAGAGAUUAUUACCGGGAAGGGAGCAUUAGCUCAACUCAACAUUGAAACUGGUGUGCCAAUCAAUGAGAUUGAACCACUUGUUUUGUUCAAUGUUGCUUUCUUCUUCAUUGCUGCUUUGAAUCCUGGAACUGGCAAAUUUGUAACAGAUGAGGAAGAAGAUUAG